Phasianus colchicus (ring-necked pheasant) is the source of this 4042-nucleotide messenger RNA. RefSeq lists its product as uncharacterized. Lineage: Eukaryota; Metazoa; Chordata; Aves; Galliformes; Phasianidae. Gene Ontology annotation, molecular function: protein binding. The record is from RefSeq and is a predicted model, not a curated record. Gene Ontology annotation, cellular component: plasma membrane.
AGUUCUUCUCCCUGGAGUGUAGGAAAUGGUUGCUUUCCUUUCUACAAACACAUUACAGAUUUGAGGAUGGGCCGUAUGUCUCUGCAGUCCCUGUCUCAGCAGUGCUCAUUACCAUCACCUGUGUUGGUCAUGCAAGAUGUCAUUAAACUGACUUCUCACUGUGUGCUGCUUUCCCCCUUGUUCUUUGGUCUCAUCAGGGGUUAUGGAGCAGUUAAAGGACACCUAUGGAAGGGUUAAUGGUGCUAGGGGGCACACCUGCACUUGUUUGGGUUGAUGCUCCCCCACAUGGAGCUUGCCCCAUAGUCCUUGGUACCCAUAUUGCCCCACAGAUCCUGUACUGCCUCAUCAUGGUGCAGUUAGGGAUCUGUACCUUCCAGCCCUACAGUGAGAGCCAUUACCCUGUAGUCACCCUCCUGAGCCCUAUGGCCCCAUGACAGAACACCUAGCACCCCUCAGGGCUUGCAGAACACAGCCUCAGUGGAGGGCUGAGCUGGAGAAGGUGUGGGUGGAACUUGGGGAGGAAGGUGUAGAUCUCCAGCUGCGCUGUGGUGUGGUUGUACAGGAUCUGUGGGGGCAAUAGGGGUAAGGAGACUUUGGGGUUCCCAUGAUCAGUGGCAGUUUCACCAUCAGCUCUGGGAGAGGUACAUUAGCUCCUCCUUCAUGUGCCCUAUAACAGGUCCAGAGACCCCCUAUAGCAGCCAUAAUCAGCAGCAGUUCCACCACCAGCUGUAGAUGUGGGUCAGCCAUGUCUCUGCCCCAUGGUGCCCCUGUAAUCCUCUCAGUGUCCUUUAGCUGCCCCAUAACUUCUUAUGACUUCUUAUAACUCAGCAAUUCCCACGAAGUGCUUGUGAGGUGACAGCUGCCAUUAUUGGGUACACAUGCCCCAUGGCUGCCCCAGAAGUCUCCUCUAACUGCCCCUCUAGACCUUCCUCCAUAUCUGACCCUAUGGUGCCCACUCUGUGGCUUUUCUGGGGGGACCCACACCUAGGCGAGAUUGCUUUACCCCUACACAGCUGGUUAUGGGCCACAUGAGGUCAGGAUGUAGGGUUGUGGGUCAUGCAGGGUCACAGAGUUGUGGGGUUGCAUGGUCAUAUAAGUUCAUGGUGUCAUGGAGUUCUGGGUCACAUGGCCAUGGAGACAUGGGAGCAGGGCUCACAGAGUUCCUGUGUCAGAUGGGGUUGUGGGUCACAUAGUUAUAUGGGGUUAUCUUGGGUUGUAGGGUUACGCAUAAGAGGGGCCCCCACAGGGGCCCCCAUCCCCUUGCAGGAAGAAAUCAAUAAAUGUGCUCUGACACUGCCCCACAUCCCCUAUUUUCACCCCAAUCCAGGCCCUAGGUCCUCCCAUGGCCCCAUGUCUCUCAAGUCCCACCAUCACCUCACAUAUUGCCUUCUCCUGUGCAGUGUUCCAGUCCCACAGGCUGUGUCCCCACAUCCCUCCCAACAUUCCCUCCUGUCCCCAGUACCUCCCCGUGUCCCUUUGCCCCACAUCUUGCCCUACACCUUCUCCUGUUCUGUGCUGCUCUCCAGCACCUCUCAAUUGUACAUGAGGGGGAGAUGGAGAUCGGGUGGGCUCCGGGGGUCCUGUAAGGACUAGGGGAGUCCUGUCAGAGACUGGGGGGGGUCUGUGAGCUACUGGGGUGUCCCAGAGGGGAUUAUGGCGGUCCUAGGGAAAAAAUAUGGGAGGGGUGUCUGUGGGUACAAUGUGCUGUUGGAGCUGUGGAGCUCUGGGUCCUUUUGGUCUGAGGGGCUGUGGGGGCUGCAGGGGAGCUACGGGGGUCCUGGGGGGGAAAUGUUCAUUUGUUAUUGUCUGGGAAGAAAGCAUCCAAAUACGUGUUGGACUGCCUAAGCUGGGGGUGAGUGAGGGUUUGAUAAAGAAAUUGCAGUGAGCAAAUUGAGGGAGGUGGUUCUCCGCCUCUGCUCCACUCUGUGAAAUUCUAUCUGUGCUCUGCUCCAAAGCCCCAGCACAGAACAGAUGCUGAGGAGACUCCCUGAGCUCACAGAAUGGAGAACCCAUGCAAAAACCAUCCUGGUCAACAUCUGCCCUUGGAGCUUCUGUGUGACCCCAUGUCCUGAGCCCUGAAGUGCUCUGUGGUGACCUGGGAGGCAGAGACAGCUUGGCUGUAGGAACUGUAAGCAGGAAGAGCUGCAAAGCCCAGCUCCUUCCUCUGCCUCUAAUCUCCUUCCCUGCUCUGUGCCGUGGCUUCUCUGUAGCGACGGGUUGUAAGAGUUAGGGUAGUAUGGUUGUGUUUGGACUUAAUGAUCUUGAAGGUCUUUUAGUCUUUUCCAACCUGAGCAAUUCUAUGAUUCUCCCAGCAGUGUUCAAGCUGCCUUGCAGCCCAGCAGAGCCAUCCCCUUCUUUCCUGGGAAGUCAGAAAGAAAGGAGCCCUUUUUGACACCACCAACCAGCUGAGGCCAUGCGCAGAACCCAGCUCUCCCCGGUGCCCCAACCAGGCUGCCGUCCCCAGGUGCAGGGCUGGAACCCGGGGAGAGCUGCCAAGGAGCUGCUUUGAGGCAGGGGAAGGGGCGCAUCUCAGAGCAAGGGACACUUGUCCCAGGGUUGGAAGUGACCCAGCCUUUGCGGUGUGAAGCACGGGCUGCUCCUGUGUGCAACCCUCACCCCUGUGUGGUGCAGAAGCAAGAAGUUACGGAGCUGCACUUGGGUGGAGACUUUUGCAAGGAGCUGUGAUGUGGCAGCGCAAUAAAAGCGGGAGGUGGUGCUGAAGCACAGCAGAUGAGCUGGGCUUCUCCACAAACCGCAGUUUCCCUCCCAGCAGCUGCGGGUGCCGAUACAGGGCCUGUCCAGCCUCUGCUGCCAGAAGGGAGGCAAAGCAGCAGGAGAGCAGGCACUGAGGGGUCAUGGCCAUGCGGUUCCCCGCUCUGCUGCCGCUGAUCCUCGCAGCCCUGCAGCCCGCGGCCGUUUCCACAGCCCCGCCGCCGCCCUGCCCGUGGGAGAUGAACAAGGUGAAGGACAUCGUGGAGGUGAACUGCACCGGGCGGGAUCUCGGCGCGGUGCCCGCCGGCCUGCCCGAGGACACGGGCAUCCUGCUGCUCAACGCCAACCGCCUGCCGUCCGUCUCCACCGCCGCCUUCCAGCCGCUGCCCGCCCUGCAGGACCUCGACCUGUCCGACAACGGCCUGCGGGCCGUGCACGCCGAGGCCCCGCUGCCCAGCCUGAAGGAGCUGCUGCUGUCCCGCAACGCGCUGGAGGCUCUGCCCGCCCUGCGAGGCCUGCCCGCGCUCAGCCGCCUGGCCCUGGCUCACAACAAGCUGCACGCUCUGGCCCCCGCGGCCUUCCGCGCCGUGCCGCAGCUGCAGGACCUGGACCUGCGGGGCAACGCGCUGCGGACGCUCCCCGAGGACGCCUUCGCGGGUCUGCGGGCGCUGAAGGACUUGGAUCUGUCGGACAACGCCUUGGAGGAGCUCCCCGCCGGGCUGCUGCGGGACCUGGAGAAGCUGGAGACGCUGUGGCUGUCGGGGAACCGGCUCCGCGCCCUGCCCUCCGGCUUCUUCCCCGAGGGGCACCUCUUCGCCUACGUCUUCCUCACCGACAACCCCUGGCACUGCGACUGCAGCCUGGUCUACCUGCGCUCGUGGAUCCUGAGCAACGAGGGCAGUGUCUACGAGCCCGAGCGCGGCCUGGGGAAGACGAAGGUGGAGCUGGCCCCGCAGAAGGUGCUGUGCCACAGCCCCAGCGAGCACCAGCACAAGCCCAUCAUCCGCUUCAAGCCCAACUGCAGCCAUGUGGCAGAUGCAGAAGAGUAUGAGUACCCUGAUGUGGAGUGGUCCACCGAAAAUCCUCUUAUGACCUCCUUGCCCUAGCACUACUCUCAUACUCACUGUGCUAGCUAGAUCUGAAAUGAUUUCUGGGCUGCUUGGCAGGGCUGGGAGUUGUCCUAAACCAGAGCUUGGGGCUGAAAUGCCAGGUUUUGGGUCAGUGUAGGAAAGCUGAACUGGCUUUGUCUGCUACAUGCUAACUGCUUCUGCUCAAAUGACACACACAGAUGCAUCACGCUUUCACUGAAUAAAUGUUCUCUUUGCCCAAA